Messenger RNA from Monoraphidium neglectum, 1767 nucleotides. RefSeq lists its product as hypothetical. NCBI's taxonomy places the organism in Eukaryota, Viridiplantae, Chlorophyta, Chlorophyceae, Sphaeropleales, Selenastraceae. The record is from RefSeq and is a predicted model, not a curated record. Gene Ontology annotation, molecular function: protein binding. The transcript is spliced from 10 exons. Bases 1 to 1767 code for a protein of 588 amino acids.
AUGCACAGCGCCUUGAGCUCUGCAGCUGGGACGCAUGCUGCCACUGCGGCGCGCCGGCUGCCGAGUGGCACUGCGCGCACGGCAUAUGUGCCCGUGCUCGCCCGUUCCAGCGGCGGCGGCCGCACAGCCAGCCGCGGCCGCGGCGCAUCCGGCCGCGGCGGCCCCGCCAGAGGCGGUCGCGGAGGGCGCGGCGGGCGCAGCGGGCGCGGUGGCCGGGGCGGACCAUGGCAACAGCGGCGCCGCGAUGGCGGCGGCGGCGCGCCGAGCGGCGGCGGGGCUGGCGGCAUCGGCGGCGGCGAUAUCGUAGUCAUAGGCAAAGCGGAGUCGCGCUACAUUCCAGAGGACGACGAGACCCUUGCGGCGUCAGAGGGCGGAAGCUUCUGGGAAACUGCCUGGAGGGCGGAGUUUGGGGAUGAUGACGAGGAUGAGGAUGAGGAGGAGGGGGAGGAGGGACAGGAUGGGGAAGAGGGGGAGGAUGAUGGGGACGACGACGAGGAAAACUUUGCGGCGGUGCUGCAGGCCCUUGUGCCUGAGCUGGCAGAGGAGGGCGAGACCGAGGCCCAGGCCGAGUGGCGCCACGUGUACACCAGCCAGCGGCUGCCGGCGCCGCGGCUGGGGCCCGUCACGGCCAAGCGGGUUGCAGGCGCGGGCCGCGGGCUGGUGACGGCGGCGGCGGUGGAAGAGGGGGAGCUGCUGAUGGUGGCCGCGCCGCUGGGCAUCCUGUACUGCCCGGAGGGCGCCACGCCAGAAAACGAGGAGUUGGCCGACCACCUCGCCCAAAACUGCACCCUCACAGCCGCCCAGUCCGAAGCGCUCCGCCUGCUGGCGCCCGCCGGCGGCGGCGCGGCGCCCGCGGCGGUGCUGCCGGCACGGGAGCAGCUCGAGGCGGCGGCGGCGGCGCUCGCGGGCGCUGGAGGGGACACGCCCCAAGCGCCCAUAGAUCUGCCGCUGGGGGCUCUCUAUGCCGUCGUCAACGCCAACUGCACGGGCGAGGAGUUUGAGGACCCCGUGCUGUGCGCGCUGCGCGGCUCGGCCAGCUGCGGCCACCUGGGGCUGUGGCCGGCCGCGGCGCUCGCCAACCACUCGUGCUGCCCCAACGCGGUCGGAUACGCGAUCGGGGACAGAUGGGUGCUGCGCGCCGCCGAGCCGCUGGUCCAAGGCGCGGAGGUGACCGUGUCUUACCUCGGAUCGCUCAUCACCGCCCCCUACGAGGAGCGGCAGGCGGAGCUCCAGGAGAAGUACGGCUUCGCGUGCGGCUGCCCGAGGUGCAAGGCGGAGCAGCGGGCCGGGGGAGCGCUGCUGCAGCUGCAGGCUGCAAUAUACAAAGAGUGCGAGGACGAGGUAGGGCCAGCCCUGGAGGCCGCUGUAGAGGACGGCGAUGCUGACGGCGCCGCGGCCGCGCUCGCGCGGCUGCGGGAGCUGAGGGGUCAGUAUGAGUCAGAGAUCAAGGCGGUGAAGGCGAGCGCCAAGGCGCGGCGCUGGAUGCAGGGCCCCGAGACGGAGGCGCUGGCCGAGUGCGCGCGCAUUGCGGCGGCCGUCGUGAAGGGCAGCGACUCCCAUCUGGAGCUAGCAGCAGAGUACAUGGUGCGUGCGGAGGCCAAGUUCGGCCCAGAUCACCAGGAGUCGGCCGACGCCGCCCGCGCCUGCCGCGCCGCGCACAGAGCGCGGUACGGCGGCCCCGCCUGCCUGGGGCCGCGGCUGCUUGAGCUCCUGAUUGACACGCGGGCCGCCCUGGGGAUCGAGGAGGGGCCGGGAGCAGGCGCGUGA